AUGUCAGGAACGACCGAAUUUAUGCAGUUUGUAAACUACAUGCAAUGCUGUCUGUCAGACAAAAAUACGGCGAUUCUGACAAAUCUAUAUGUGAAUUUCACCCAGUAUCAACCGCCUAUCGGAUGCUGUAAUUUCGCAGAAAAAUUUAUAUUUUGGAAGCAGCUGUACGAUCAAUAUAACCUCGAGCAGGAAAAAAUUACCAACGCUAACCUUUUCGCAGCACCUACGCCACCAACGGACUCUCGUUUAAAACCCUCAAGAAACCAGCUACCCGACGACUUAACAAGUCUAUGUGACGAAAACGAUAUUGAACUGUUUCAAAAUUUUUCCCUAAAAAAUGAAGUUACCACUACUACUAUCUCUCCUACAACAACUACGCCGUCACCACAACCCACAAAUUGUGAUGAGACGCAGGACAUCGCUUACAACACCGACAACGAAAGUACAGCCAUUAUUACACCACUUGCUAUGGAAAAUAAUACUGGCGAUAUUAUCGAAAUAGUCAACGAAACUACAAUUACCGAACAAAACCCUCUAGCAGCAUCAUCCUCAUCCGAAGACGAAGAAAAAGCACCGCCAAAUUAUGAAAGAUCCCCAAGUCGUGGUAAAAAUAUUGAACAAUUAAAGGCAAUUUACAACAAGGAAGAGACCGUCGUCGCCACCGCAACAAAAUCAAAACAAAGUAAACCGAUACCCGUCCCUCGAAAGCGAAAGAGACCCGCCGCUAACACUGAAGGGCCUGGACCCGGAAGACCGACCAAAGAUUCGGCGUUGCUGCGCGACACGAAAAGUGGCGAAGCCGAUGGUGAUGAUACAUUCGCAAUUCGCGAAGUAGCGCUUUUUUUGGGGAACGGUUCAGUUCGGAAAAAGGCAAAGCUGUUAACAAAGCAUGACAAGGACAUUAAAUGCUUUGCAAUAAAGCACUAUGCGCCGCUCGAAUUCAUUGCAGAGGAGAAGGUAAAAGCCUUUGGAAAGAUAAAGGAACAAAGACACAAACUAAAAGUACUGAAUUAUAUGGAACAAAAUGUACUUGCAAACCUGCAAGAAAUACAAAACUUUUAA
This is a messenger RNA of Paramuricea clavata, 1062 nucleotides long. Lineage: Eukaryota; Metazoa; Cnidaria; Anthozoa; Malacalcyonacea; Plexauridae. The record is from the annotation of a GenBank genome assembly.